Molecule: messenger RNA, 1860 nt
Organism: Prunus avium (sweet cherry)
Lineage: Eukaryota; Viridiplantae; Streptophyta; Magnoliopsida; Rosales; Rosaceae
Product: homeobox protein knotted-1-like 3
Biological process (GO): regulation of DNA-templated transcription
Cellular component (GO): nucleus
Molecular function (GO): DNA binding
Source: RefSeq, a predicted model, not a curated record
UCAUGGCGUACCACAACCACCUCUCCCAGCAGGACCUUCCUCUCCACCACUUCACAGACCAAACCCAGCAACAGCACCAGCCAUUUCAAUCCGACCAACCCGACCCGAACUCCAAGCCCAGGGAGCCCCACCACCCAUUUCAGCCCGCCCCAAAUUGGCUCAACACCGCCCUCCUCCGCAACUACACCAACGCGGACGCCAACAACAACCAUAACAACAACAACGGCGGCGGCGGCGCUUCCAAUUUCCUCAACCUCCACGUCACCGCCUCCGACUCCACCACCUCCCAGGCCUCCAACCAAUGGCUCUCACAGCCCCACCGCCCCAUCCUCCACCGCAACCACAGCGACGUCAUCGAUGACGUCACCGCCGUCGGGGGCGACUCCAUGAUCGCCGCCACCAUCUCCCACGACUCCGCCGACCUCAAGCCCGACAGCAGCCUCAACAAGACGGACAUCGUCGUGGAGAGCGGCGGCGGCGGCGGAGAUGGCGGAAUGAUCAACUGGCAGAACGCAAGGCACAAGGCGGAGAUUCUGGCCCACCCGCUGUACGAGCCCCUGCUGUCGGCACACGUGGCGUGCCUGCGGAUCGCCACGCCGGUGGACCAGCUGCCGAGGAUCGACGCCCAGCUGGCUCAGUCGCAGAAUGUGGUGGCUAAAUACUCGGCUUUGGGCCACGGCAUGGUCGGCGAUGAUAAGGAGCUUGAUCAGUUCAUGAGGCAUUAUGUUUUGUUGCUUUGUUCUUUUAAAGAACAACUGCAACAACAUGUCCGGGUGCAUGCCAUGGAAGCAGUGAUGGCUUGCUGGGAGAUUGAGCAAUCACUACAAAGCUUAACAGGAGUUUCCCCCGGUGAAGGCACGGGUGCUACAAUGUCUGAUGAUGAAGACGACCAAGUCGACAGCGAUGCAAACUUGUUUGAUGGAAGCAUGGAUGGUCAUGACAGCAUGGGAUUCGGCCCUCUUAUCCCGACAGAGAGCGAAAGGUCGUUGAUGGAGCGUGUGAGGCAAGAGUUGAAGCAUGAGCUGAAGCAGGGUUACAAGGAGAAAAUCGUAGACAUACGGGAGGAAAUUUUGCGCAAGAGACGAGCUGGAAAGCUUCCUGGUGACACCACCUCUGUGCUAAAAGCUUGGUGGCAAUCACAUUCAAAGUGGCCAUAUCCAACUGAGGAAGACAAGGCUAGGUUGGUACAGGAAACUGGUUUGCAAUUAAAGCAGAUAAACAAUUGGUUCAUCAAUCAGAGGAAGAGGAACUGGCACAGCAAUCCUUCAACCUCCACAGUUUUGAAGAGCAAACGCAAAAGAAGUAAUGCAGGUGAAAACAGCGGUGAUCGAUUCGGAUGAAUGGAGAAAAGGAAACGAGGGCCAUUCCUGGGAUGAUUAUUUGUUCAUGCUUCCACUACAUCCAUAAUUUCAACAUAGAAACUGUGAUAGCAUAGGACUUCAUGGAAGAAGACAACAGGGUUGAAGUGAAAGAAUCAUAUUUUGAUUCUACAGAAAGAAAAAGGCUAACACUGAUUAUGAGCCGUUAUACAGGUAUGCUCAAAGGCUGCAGAUGGAGUAGUAUCAUAUAUCGUUAGGAGUUCAGUAUUUAGGAAUUAUGUUACUGAAUCUGAAUUGGAUAGUCCACUAGAGGGCUUACAAUUUUUUGUUUAUGAUCUUCAUGUCUGUGAAUAAGAACAGUGAGGGGUUGUGGUGGGUGUACAGUGCAAUGACCUGAGCGUGGUUCCUUACAUACAUCACACUGGUGAUUAAAUUAAAUUAUAGCUUUUCUUUAUGGCAUUUUGUUGUAGAGAUGAAUUUGUAGUAAAUAAAGGUAUGUAAAUUUUUAGAGUGGCAUCGUUGACGCUCUUUCGUGCAACCA